AUCCUCUCACAUUUACCAAACGCACCUGCCUGAGGACGAGCCUCCUCCACAGAAGGACAAACAAACUAGAGCCAUACGUCACUGCCAGGGAGGAACUACAGAGAGGUCUUUCAAGUCCUGAGUUUCAUCUGAAGCAACUGAAAGAUCAAAUCAGCCCUUCACGAUGGUGUCUGCUGGGUUACAAAUCCUGGGAGCAGCUCUAGGGAUCAUAGGAUGGAUCGGUGCCAUAAUCGUGUGCGCCAUCCCCAUGUGGAAGGUCACUGCUUUUAUCGGCGCAAACAUCGUGACCUCGCAGACCUCAUGGGAAGGUAUUUGGAUGAACUGUGUGCACCAGAGCACUGGCCAGAUGCAGUGUAAGGUCUACGACUCCAUGCUGGCCCUCAGCUCUGACCUGCAGGCUGCCCGGGCUCUGGUCAUCAUCUCCAUCGUGGUGGGCAUCCUGGCUAUCCUGCUCUCCGUAGCCGGGGGGCAAUGCACCAACUGUGUGGAGGAUCCGGCGUCCAAGACCAAGGUGGGCAUUGCAGCUGGAGUUAUGUUCAUCGUAGCCGGGGUCCUCUGCCUCAUCCCUGUCUGCUGGACGGCCCACACCAUCGUGCAAGACUUCUACAACCCCCUGUUAGUCAGUUCCCAGAAGAGAGAGUUGGGUGCCGCGCUCUACAUCGGAUGGGGGGCCGCCGCCCUGAUGCUGAUCGGAGGGGGGCUGCUCUGCUGCAACUGCCCCCCUAAGGAAGAAGGAGCCUACACUGCAAAGUACAAAGCCCCCAGAUCUGAUGCCUCAGCACCAGCCUCCAUCAAAGACUAUGUCUAAAAAAGAGCUAGGAGUUAGUAAACGCUUCCUGAAGCAAUGUUUACUGGGACAGAUGCACUGGUGCUACUGGGUUGUGAGUGUUGAAACUGAGUUUUAUUCCACAUAAGAGGGUCAAAGGAAAUAAACAGCGAGAAAGGAACCACACCCAAAGAGGAUUCAAUUUGAAUUGUUCACACAGUUACUUGUAUAUGUUUGGUUGUUAAUAUGAAUAUCGGUCAUUUUGUAAGUGUUUUUCAUAGAAAUAUGAAAAUGAUAUAAUCUUAUUUGAAACGCUAUACGUGGGUAUCUUUUUUUAAAAGUAAGUGUAUGAGAUUUGUUUAAAUGCUAGUUACACUGUAAAUAAAUAUUUUGUUUACAAACCACA
Molecule: messenger RNA, 1172 nt
Organism: Eleginops maclovinus (Patagonian blennie)
Lineage: Eukaryota; Metazoa; Chordata; Actinopteri; Perciformes; Eleginopidae
Product: claudin-4-like
Exons: 1
Coding region: 164-808 (214 amino acids)
Biological process (GO): cell adhesion; bicellular tight junction assembly
Cellular component (GO): bicellular tight junction; plasma membrane
Molecular function (GO): structural molecule activity
Source: RefSeq, a predicted model, not a curated record